Messenger RNA from Funneliformis geosporum, 5265 nucleotides. Lineage: Eukaryota; Fungi; Glomeromycota; Glomeromycetes; Glomerales; Glomeraceae. The record is from the annotation of a GenBank genome assembly.
AUGACCGCAGAAAAAAGUUUACGAUUUGUGAUUCUUUAUGCUUCUCAAACUGGGAACGCUGAAUGGAUCGCUAAAAAUAUACACCAAGAAGCCAUAGAACGUGGUUUUGAUAACGAGUGUCAUGUGAUGGAAGAAUACGACAAGGUUGAUUUAUCAAAGGAAAAUGUUUUGAUCCUUGUUUCUUCUAAUACUGGAGAUGGUGAUCCGCCUGAGAAUGCUACUAAAUUCUUUCGAUUUAUGAGAAAAAUUAAAUCAAAUACAUUUUUAAAUCAUUUACAAUAUGCAAUUCUUGGUUUGGGCGACACGAAUUACACGAAUUUCAACAACACGGCAAAGCGAUUGGAGAAAAAAUUGUUGGAAUUAGGCGCUACUCCUUUUUAUAAUAAAGGUUUAGCCGAUGAUGCGAUGAGCUUGGAAGCAACCGUUGAUCCUUGGAUCGAGAAAUUAUGGCCGGCAUUAACUAAAGUAUGUGUUCAAAAAGGAAAAAACAACAAUAAUGUUCAUGUCGAAAAUAUUAUUGAAUCCGUUAAGAAUCUUUCGGUUAAUGAUAAGAAUGAUAUGUCAUUACCUUUGAAAGUUCAAAAUGGACAUUCAGUUGAUGAAAAGUUGAAUCUUGUGAGCGGUACAAAAAUUACGUUUGAAUUAUCGGAAUUGGCUAAAACCGAAAAACUCACGGCUUUACCACGUAUUCCUACCGUGAUUUGCAAAAUUGUAAAAUCAAAUAAGAAAGAGUCCAUCAACUCUUCAUUACCUCCUUUUAUUAAUACAUCAACUCCGAUUGUGAAUGCUAGAUUAGAUGCGAUUCGUUGUCUUACUCGUCCGGAUGCUCUCAAGAGGACGAUUCAUUUGGAAUUGGAUAUCAAAGAUUAUAAGGAGAAAUUGGAAUUUGUUCCCGGCGAUUCCAUUGGAAUAAUUGCACCUAAUAAUAAGAAGUUGGUUUUGGAAAUUUUAAAAACUUUGGAAAUUAGUGAAAACGAGGCUAAUCAGGAAAUUUCAAUUGAGAGUGUUGAAGGAACUGAGCUUCCAUCACACCUGAGAAAUGCUCAGACGACCUCAAUUAUGGAAUUAUUUCGAUAUGGUGUGGAUUUAACCUCUUUACCACGAAAAGCAUUGUUGAGGUUGAUGGCCGAGUAUACGACGGACGAAGAAGAGAAAAAAACUUUAUUUUUCCUUUGCAGUAAACAAGGAGCUGACCAGUUUAAUCGUUUACGCCUUCAAGUUCCAACUUUUCUUGAUUUAUUGGUUACCUUUCCUUCGUGUAAACCACCUGUGGAACGUUUAUUUGACGUUCUACCAUCUCACAAACCUCGAUAUUAUUCUAUCGCUAAUUCUCCUCUUGUGAAUCGCAAUUCAUUUCAUAUUGCUUUUAAUAUUGUAGAUUACAAAACACCGGACCCUUAUGGUGUGCGCAAAUAUGGAGUUUGUACCCCAUGGCUGGAUCAUUUGAGUGGUUACGUUUACGAAAGGAAUAAACCGUUUCCUUUGACCACAAAGGUUGUCAUACCUAUAUUCAUGAAACAAAAUACUCAUGGAUUUGCUGUACCUUCAGAUAUUUCAAGACCUAUGAUUAUGAUCGGUCCUGGAACGGGUGUUGCACCUUUUAUAGGAUUUAUUCAACACCGUGAACAGCAAAUUAUUGCUAAAAGACGAUUGGGCAAUAUUGAGAAUGAGUUCGGAGAGAUGUGGUUAUUUUAUGGGUGCAGAGAUAUUGAAAAGGACCAUUUGUAUCGUGAAGAAUUGGAGGGAUUUUUAGAACGUGGUAUUUUAAAAGAAUUAUUAAUUGCAGUUAGUAGAGCACCCGACGCUGGAUUAAAUGGAAAUCCAAAAUAUGUCCAAGAUCUUUUGAGAAAGAGAGGUCAAGAAAUGUACGAAUUAUUGGAUCAAAAAGAUGCAAUAAUUUUUGUGUGUGGAGAUGCUCAAGGUAUGGCCAAGGGCGUUAAUGAUACUUUAGCCGAUAUUUUAGUUGAGUAUGGUAACAUGCAAAAAUCAGAUGCGUUGAAACUCUUGGUUAAAUGGAUGAACGAUAAGCGUUAUUUACGAGAUUUGACCAUUGAUCCUUCAACACAACGUUCAACAAGCCCAACAAGCCCAACCAGUCCAACCAGUCCAAACGAAGAUUCGGAUUCAGAUUCUUCAAGUGGAAGUUCUGGAAAAGGCGUUUCCUCUUUGGAUGCAAUAUAUCUUACAACUUUAUUUCAAGAGAAUAAUAUUGAAGGAAUAACGGAUGAUGAUCAACAAUUCAUUAUUCAAUCAGAAAAAUUAUUAAAAGGAAAAUCUACCGUAGAAAAAUUGCAAGAGAUUUUUGAAUUACCAAAUCCAGAACAACUUAAAGGAGAGUUUAGAUGUACUUUAUUGCGAUCAAUCAUGUUACAAGGUUUCAUGUACCUGACAGAAAAUCACAUCUGCUUUCAUGCUUAUUUUCCAAGAGAACAGGAUAUUGUAUUGAAAGAUGGUAACCUCGCAAAGAAAACUUUUGGAAAUAGAUACGAACGGUAUCAUUUUUCACUUCAAAAUGAUGUGCUUACUUAUUACGUAGAUCCAAUGGAUAUGUAUUGUCCUGAAGAAAUCAUUGAUUUAAAAUAUGCUAGUAAAGUUGAAAGAACUCAUAAAAAGAACGGGUUUAAGAUUGUCACACCGAAGCGUACGUAUAAAUUUCAGGCUGAUUCACAAACUUCUAUGGAAGAAUGGAUAACCCAAUUAGAAAGAUCCAUAGUAAGAGCUAAUAAUGGUGGUGAUAACGUAAAGAUUGUUAUACCUAUUGAAAGUAUUGAGAACAUUCAAAAUAAUUUAUCCAUGAAUUUUCCAAACACGAUACAAAUCGAUACUUUGGACCAAGAUGAUCGCGAAGAAUACUUUUUUGCGUUCUUCUCGGAUAGUCAAUCUUUAUAUGAUACACUUGUUGAACUUUGGAAAGGUCACAAACCACAUCAACUUAAACGGUCACGUUCAACAGGCACUAGAUCAUUAUCCCCUGAAUCAAAUAUUCCUACAUCACUCAAAUCAGACUUCAUUGCGUUAAUAAAACAUAGUCGGAGUCGAAGUCAAGAAUCUUCAAUUAAUUCAUCAAGGUCUAUACAAAGAUCAACAACUUUAGAUCCUAUACCGGCUUCUGAAACAACAGAGAGUCAAUGGAAUGUAACAAAAUAUGUUUCCAGGCGUGCUAGAGUAUUUUGGAAAAAUCCUAAAAAGUAUUAUAGUUCUUUUGAUGAAAAUCCUUCGGAGGAAACUCGUCAACAUUUUAGGGAACAUUUUGCUUUAUCAGAAAAUGAGAAGCUUUAUGCUGUAUUCUAUGGAUAUUUCUUGCGUAUGCUUCCUAUAUAUGGCAAAUUUUACGUAUCCGACAACUAUGUUUGCUUCAAAUCCCGGGUUAUAGCCCAAAAUACCAAUAUGAUAUUGCCAAUAGCAGAUAUUCAUUUCAAUAAAAAGACAAAGGCAACCAUGUUAGGAUAUUAUGGAUUGGAAAUUCUUACAAAAGCUCAACAAGAAAUGUUUUUUGAAUUUGGUUUUGAGCAUGUAAGGGAUAGAUUUGUCGAAAUGAUUGAACUUAAAUUGAAAUUACUUGAUAAGGGAAACAAGAAGAUACCAUCGGGAAGUUCAUCUGAUAGUCAAAGUAUGAUCAAACAAGCUAUAAUCAAGGAUCAAUUGUUAUGGCAACAGUGGUCAGAAAUUUGUCCAAAGGCAUCAAAUUUUGGUGAUAUUGGAGCGAGCGUUUCCAAACUCGAUAAACCAUUACACAUAACGUGCCUUACUAUUGGAUCGCGUGGUGACGUUCAGCCUUAUAUUGCUCUUGCUAAAGGUCUCAUAAAGGAAGGUCACAGAGUAAAAAUUGCUACCCAUGAUGAAUAUAAAGACUGGAUCGAAGGUCAUGGUAUUGAAUUUGGUUAUGUCGGUGGUAACCCUGCCGAACUCAUGCGUAUUUGUGUUGAGUACGGCAUGUUUACUUUUGGCUUCUUUAAGGAAGGUCUCGUCAAUUUCCGUGGAUGGUUGGAAGAUUUACUGAAAACUUCAUGGGAGGCAUGUCAGUCUCCUAGUGCUAUGUCUGGUAUUCACAUUGCAGAAGCUCUUGAUGUUGCAUAUUUCCGUGCAUUUUCAAUGCCAUGGACAAGGACAAGAGCUUAUCCUCACGCAUUUGCAGUUCCAGAUCAUGAUCUCAAGUCUCCGUAUAAUUAUUCAUCUUAUAUACUUAUAGAGAAUGCUUUUUGGCUCGCAAUCUCACCACUAAUAAACAAAUGGAGGAAAGACACAUUAAAAUUACGGAGUACCAAUUUAGAGAAAUUAGAACCUUCAACUAUUCCUUUCUUAUAUAAUUUCAGUGAACGAAUUGUUCCAAAGGCAUCCGAUUGGGCCGAUUGGAUUCAUGUGACUGGUUAUUGGUUUUUAGAUAAUCCUGACCUCGGAUGGACACCUCCAGAAGAUUUGUUGGAAUUUAUAGAUAAAAAUCGUAAGAAUAAAAAGCCAAUUGUAUAUAUUGGAUUUGGAUCAAUUGUAGUAGAUGAUUCACAGGGGAUGACAAAAUCACUCGUAGAAGCCGUACAAAAAAGUAAAGUAGCAGCAAUUUUAUCGAAAGGAUGGAGCGAUAGACUACAACAAAAAAAAUCGGAUCAGAAUGAGGAAGAAAAUUAUCCACCAUCAAUAUAUCCGUUAAAAUCAGUACCACAUGAUUGGUUGUUUCCUCGGAUAGAUGCGGUGAUGCAUCAUGGUGGAGCAGGUACAACAUCAGCAGGAUUACGUGCCGGUAAACCAACCAUUAUAAAACCAUUUUUUGGAGAUCAAUUUUUUUGGGGGGAUCGAAUUGAAAACAUGGGAAUUGGAUUUUGUUUGAAAAAAUUAAGCGUAGAUAAAUUAUCGGAUAUUUUGGUGAAGGUCACAACGGAUAAAAAAAUGAUUGAAAAGGCUGCAUUAGUAGGAGUAAAUAUUAGAUCAGAGGAUGGUGUUAAGAAUGCAAUACAAUCAAUCUAUAGAGAUUUAGAAGAUGCGAAACAAAGAAUCCAUUCACAACGUAUCAGAACUGACAGUAAUACUUCGACAUAUAACGUAUUUGGGAAUUUAGAAGAAAAGACCGAUUUCAAUAAUGCUGCAAAGACUUUAUCUUCUUUGAACCCUUUAAAUCAAGAUAGAAGGUUAUCUAAAUCUUUGAAAAAAUUAAUUGGUAUGAGUGCUGGGAACAUUCUAUCAAAUUCCAACCGGGAAUUGACUAAUACCGAAAAGCAUUCAACUACCAUUUCUAAUAUUGAUACUACUAUUCAUGAAAGAAAAUCUAUAUAA